CGAAAGUUAACAUUUUACCGGUAUGUGUUUCACUUUCCGACCUCCGGCGUUCGCACUAUAUGUAACACAACAGAAUCCAAAGGAGUUACGAAGCGUCAGAUCGGUGAAAACCGAAAAGUGAGGAGAGAGGAGCUCGGAUCCGAUUGUUGGUCCCUCGCACAACUUGUUGGAGUCUCCCGAGUCCCGAGUGGGAAUCGACGACGGAACGGCAACGCGUUCGCAUCGAACGUAGGGAAACGGGAGUUUCGCGAGUGUCUUUUUUUCCAAGACGUUUUUUCCGGUUUUUUGACUGAAAAACCGGUUAGUUUUUCCGACAUCCAAAGAAUGUAAUCCGGACAAAAGAAAAUUGACAUAAAAUAAUGGAAAUCACCGGGCCUCGUAAGUUCUAUCGCAGCUGUUCGGCCAGGUCAUCGACCAAACCUGUGGUGAACCUCCCGAAGUCUUCGUACUCCUCACCCACUCCUCCACCUCACAGGAGCCCGAUGUGGGAGGGAGGAGCGAACUUUGAGGCUUCUUAUGACUCACCCAUAGUGAGCUCGCCAAAGUUGAGCCUGAGCAGUCCUACGGAGACGGAGAGGUGUCUUAGCGAGUAUAUUAAUCCAGCUCCCAGGUCUCCGAGGUCACCGCGUUCCCCUUUGGGACAUAACAACGUUUCGCCUCUGGCCAAAUCCUCGACGAUUUUCCAGUUCGGACCUCAAAGUCCGAAAAAUGACAAGGAUCAGUUUGACGUGGAUAAUACUUCGGGUGUAAAACAUUCGAUGCCGAGAAACAUGCAUACCAGGAUCCGCAACGCGAACGACAACAAACCAUAUCAUUCCUUAGACUCCGAUACUCAGACUGUCUCUACCUCCUUAGGAUCUACCACUACUACUAGCUUAAGCUCCAGACACUCCUCACUUAAAGAAAAACGGGGUCGUAGACGACAAUUACCAUCCCCGAACGACUCGUCCAACUCCACCCCUACAGAAAAACCAAAAAUAAGCAGAUGUCGCAAGUCCACCUCUGAUUUAACCGAUCUAGCGGACGACGCUAAUAACACCACCAGCACACCCUUAAGCAGAUCCGGAUCCAGAAAAAGUUCCAAAGGUGGUCUGGCAUACCUGGCCAGCCGUAGAAGUUCCAGAGGGUCCAGGGAGUCGAUUUCCUCGGUACUUAGUAAUGCCUCGAACGAGGGUAUCGGUCCGUUGAACUUUCAACAUCCGAGAAAUCGACAGAGGAGGACUUCGAAUUUUUUGGAGCUACCCGUUCCAGAUCAUAUCAGACCGAGGGUGUGUUCUCUGCCAGAAAAAACGAUUAAUCCACGUUUAAGCGACGACUUGUAUCGCCUGAGGACGUUCAGUAUCACCAAUAAGGGCGUCGUAAACUGUGGAGAUUCCAUCAUAAACAGACGCUCGAGGUCGAACACCAGCGUUAAUUCGAUUACCAGCAGAUCGAACGUCUCGGGUGAACGUUCGCCGUUUGACGGUUCCUGUUGCGGUUCCGGGUACCACAGCGUCGGUUCCGACUCGUUCGACUCCGUAAACGAGACGGAAAUACCGAAGUACCGGGUGGUCACUUUGGGGGAUGCAGGGGUGGGGAAAACCGCCCUCGUGUCCCAAUUCAUGACCUCCGAGUACAUGAACACUUACGAUGCUAGCUUAGGUAAGACAAAAGAUGACGAGUUUGGAGAGCGAACCGUGUCAAUUCUACUGGAUGGACAGGAAUCAGAAAUGGUUUUUAUCGAUCAUCCUGCGUCAGAAAUGUCGGUUGAAAACUGUAUGAGUACCUACGAACCUCACGCCUGCAUCGUGGUCUACUCCAUAACCUCAAAGUCGACAUUCCAAACAGCGGAGGAAAUCCUCAACUACUUAUGGAAAGAGAACUACACCAAAGAGAAAACAGUCAUUGUAGUAGGCAACAAGGCUGAUCUGGCCAGAGCAAGAGUUAUUACACAAAACGAGGGUAAAGGUUUAGCAGUGGCAAAAGACUGCAAAUUCAUCGAGACUUCCAGUGGUAUCCAGCAUAACGUCGAUGAACUUCUGGUGGGGAUCCUGAAGCAGAUUCGCCUAAGGGAGUCGUUGCAGAAGAAGAAAUCGAUGACCAAAGAGAAGAACAAGAUGAAAGGUUCAAAGACCUCGUUGAGACUCCACUUCGCCAAAGAGAUUUUACAGAAAAUCUGCCUGAACGACAUCAGCAAGUCUAAAAGUUGCGAGAACCUUCACGUCCUGUAAACUCUAUGCCAAAACCCGUUUAAUUUAGAACUAUGAAAUAUUCUAUUUUUCGAUACAUGUCGUUCUUCACUGUUGAUCUUUAUAUAUAUAUAGAAAUUAUUACUGUAAAUUUACUUAUGAGUGUAUAUAUAUGACCCGACCUGUAGAUUGAGGCCUAAACGAGAUAUUACCCUAGGAGUUAAGUGACUUUGUCAAUAUAUAUAUAAAAGUAUACCGAAACAUUCCCUAGUUAUAAAAACGUUUCAAGUUGAUAUCAAAAUUAUUGUAGUUUUAAGCUAUUUUAGUUGUAUUCUUGGUAUACAGGAUGGGGUGCUGAAGAGUGCCACUUUUGAUGUUAAUCUCCUUACUUCACAUGACAUAUGCCUUAUUUAUUAUCGGAUCGUUGGUCACAUGCUAUAGUUUGGUUUGGCCAACAGUUUCCGAGAUAUAAAGACUUGAAAAUUAGACUUUUGGAGGUUCUAGAGUCAAGUCUGUUAUAUAUUAAUAUGACGUAACGAAAUUAACUUAGUUGGUAACUUUGUAUACCGUAUAUACACGAACUUAAUAAAUAUAUCUGGACUGCUAAUGCAUAUGACCACGAUACCUAAAAAUGACCACUACCUGGUGGCCGCCAUUUUUAUAGUGGUUGUGUCCUUUUGAUGUUGGUCACUCUGAACAUUUUUAGUGUUGCCAACAAAAAAUAUACUAAAUAAUGGUAAUGAAGUUGACGACGCUGACGUUUGACAUGUGAGUAUAACGGAUUGCCUAGUUUUUGGCGAUUUGAAAACGACGGUGGUCCAUUUAACUUGAGACAUCGAAAUAUCUCGAAAACUAAAUAUGUAUUCAGAAAAUGUUUCAUGUGAAGUUUGAAUGGUUUCCAGGGGGCCAUAAAAUGACGUCAUUGGUUUGACCUUGAUUGGAUGUCUUCAAGGUCAAAUGAAGGUCAACUUCA
Messenger RNA from Anthonomus grandis grandis, 3141 nucleotides. RefSeq lists its product as uncharacterized. The record is from RefSeq and is a predicted model, not a curated record. Gene Ontology annotation, cellular component: plasma membrane. Gene Ontology annotation, molecular function: calcium channel regulator activity; GTPase activity; GTP binding. The transcript has 12 exons. NCBI's taxonomy places the organism in Eukaryota, Metazoa, Arthropoda, Insecta, Coleoptera, Curculionidae. Bases 360 to 2210 code for a protein of 616 amino acids.